This is a messenger RNA of Folsomia candida, 2641 nucleotides long. RefSeq names its product DNA polymerase delta catalytic subunit. Gene Ontology annotation, cellular component: delta DNA polymerase complex. Bases 202 to 2391 code for a protein of 729 amino acids. Lineage: Eukaryota; Metazoa; Arthropoda; Collembola; Entomobryomorpha; Isotomidae. The transcript is spliced from 9 exons. Gene Ontology annotation, biological process: DNA-templated DNA replication; base-excision repair, gap-filling; nucleotide-excision repair, DNA gap filling. The record is from RefSeq and is a predicted model, not a curated record. Gene Ontology annotation, molecular function: DNA-directed DNA polymerase activity; 3'-5'-DNA exonuclease activity; nucleic acid binding.
UUAUCUUAAAUUAGUUAGUUAAUUAUCAUGAAUUUUACAAUUUAUUAAAAUAGCUUUAGUAAUAAUAAUCAUGUGUUUCAAACUCACAAUACACAAUAUAUAAUAAUAAUACACAAAAGUUAAUUAAAAUUUAAAUCGCAAUGUAAAAGAAUCGCCAUGUUCUGGUAACUUAAAACAAGAUCCAACCUCGACAAGGGUAGGAUGGAGGUUCAUAACCUGUCAAUUGACGAUAAUGAAGCUGACACGUCUGGGGACGAUUUUGACGACGAAGAACAUGAUUUGCUAUUUGAAGCUUUCUUGAAGGAGGGUAACGAGAACGCACCAACCACGUCAGCGUCCCUUAGACCUGAGAAGGGCGUAAAUUCAGCAACGACGACAAUCUUCACAACUCCGAAAGACUUUCAACGUAAAUUCUGCGCGUGGGAGAGACCUUCAGUCCCACUGGAUACCUUUUUCUACUCAUCAUCUGUGCUGCAAGAACAGCCAGAUCCGUUCCAGUUCUUUGUACUGGACGCCGUGUCAACCGUCAGUUCUGUUAAACAUCCUAUGAUAAAGUUGGACUCAUCUGUGCAGCAAUUUCCUCUCCAUAAUGUGAUGCGACUAUUUGGAGUGACGACCAAACCGAAAACUCUGGAAUUAUCUCAUAACGAUGAUGAAUGUGCAGAGUUUGACAAAACCAGCAGUAUUUCAGUUUGUUGUAACGUCCAUGGAUUCUUGCCAUAUUUUUACAUUCUUCCCAUAUCUACGACAUUGGACGACGUAAACGAGGAAGAAUAUUGGAGGUCGGAGACGGAGAAGAAAGAAUUUGAACAGUUGUUGAACGAAAAAAUUAGGAACAUUAUUCUAGACGACAUUUCUUGUAUUGAGUACCACGAUUUUGUAUCAGAGUGCGGAAAAUGUGUGGCACGCGUUGAAACGGUGACGGCUUCCGAAGAGGAUGGAAUUUAUCAUUUUUUCGAAAGCAAACUCCAUGGAACAAAAGGAAAUACGAUACUAUUGAAAGUUUACUGCUCACUGCCACGAUUUAUUUGGCCUACAAAUUCUACCGAUUUGAUACAAAUGAGAUUCAAAGACUGGAAAUUCCAAUACUUUGAAACAAAUAUAAACAACACUAUUAGAUUUUUGACGGACAGAAACAUGACGGGGUCUUCGUGGUACGAAUUAAAGGGAGCCCAAUAUUUUGUGAGAAAUUGUGUUGAAUCCCCUCUGAAGGAGAGCUAUUCACAGAUUGAAAUUGACGUUCAUUAUGACAACAUUUUUCAACUUGAAGAUUUUCAUUCAAGAUACAAGUUUAACCCAGCCGUGCGAGUAUUAUCUUUUGACAUUGAAGUGAUGACCUCGUCUAACGAAGAUGCUUCACCUUCGUACAGUGGGAGUAGACAAGUUAUCCAAAUUGGUGCUGUAUUAGGGAAUUAUUAUGCUGGAGCAGAUGCCAAAGAUUGCAUUAUUGGAAAAGCAGUAUUUGUCCUUGGGACUUGUGACGAUAUUCCAGAUGCUCAAGUUGUUCAGUUUUAUGUUAAAGAAGAACCUGAAGCAACGGGGGAGAAGUACUUGGAGGACGCGGAAGAUAUGCUACUGGGUGCAUGGAGAGACUUUAUUGUGCAUAUGGACCCAGACAUUAUUACUGGAUAUAAUAUCAAGAAAUUUGACUUUCCAUAUCUAUUUGAUAGAGCAUUUGGGUUGGAAGGAUUUGGUUAUAAUGCGUCCGCGGUGCUUCCGUUCAUGGGGCGUUUGAAGAAAAUAAAAUCGCAAAUGCGAAAUGUGCAAAGCGAGCUAAAGAAAGUUCACCAGUACGACGAUAAGUAUAUAAGCAUUCAAGGACGCAUUGUUUUCGACCUAUAUCCAAUAGUUGCCCGACAUGAUAAGUUGCACUAUGGUCGAGGUUAUUAUAAACUUGCUAGCGUAGCGAAGCGUUACCUGAACAAGAAGGAGGAGAAACAGGACGUUCAUUACACAGAGAUUGAGAGCUUACAACAUGGGACUUCCGCGACGAGAAAUCGUAUGGCUCGUUAUUGUCUGCAAGAUUCCAUGAUUCCGUACCUCCUUCUCUUCGAACCUGUGCCCUGUCGUCGCGAAUCUGUCCGAUAUCUGGACCACUAUUUUGCAAAGUCCCGUGAUGGUGGUGCUCCCGUGAGAUAUCUGUUAAAUAAGUCACUGCCGUAUAAUGAAUACUUCAAGCAAAUUCGUGUACAAAAGAAUCCAGGACGAGCGAAAUAUAUACCGGAAACGCCAAGUCCAACAAAACCACUUUCACGGCUUCGAAGAAACAUGAGUAUGAGUCCUGGGAGUCCUAAUUGCAAAUAUUACAAUAUGUCGACGCCACCCAGAAAUCGAAACCAGUCACCAGUUGCAGUUGGGCGAAACCCAAGCAAAAUACUCUUUGCAGAUUAAAAAUCUACAAAUCUCAUUAUAUAAUUUAUCAUGACCACAUCGUCUUAUGACUGAAAACACAAAGUGAUAUCUUAAUUGUUGAUAACAUAUAUAUAGAUAGAAUUUUUAUUAUAUUAAGUGUUUCACUUAUUAACAGAUGAAUCUAUGUAGAAUAAUAUUCAUUUACAGAACUUAUACUAUUUCCCGGUUGUUAUUUAUAUAAAUAGCUUUGAAUUGUAACUUCAAAUAAAUUAAUUGUGUAGUAAAUGAG